UAAUGAUGUAUUUCUGAUCGAUGUUUUAAUGUUAUAAUUCUGUCAUUUUCUUUGAUUUGAUCAUUUUAAUUAAGUCUAUUAAACCAACUUAACGGGCGCUUUGAUGGCUUCCGCGACCGCGUUUUCUCGAACAAGGGAACGUAUCUUUGUUGACAUAAAGUGUUGUGGAUCUACACACAUAUCACAAGUCAGUCAACCUGUAGAGUCAGACAAACUAGUAGAGUCAUCCAAAGCCACUUGGUUAUUUUUUUUGUUAAAAUCAUAUACCAAAGUCUUUAAGAAAAUGUAUUAUAAGACUCAUUCCAACUACCGAGUGAAUUAAGUCACUAUAAAAAUAUAAUACAAGGUUGUCUCUCUUCACACAUUUAUAGAUACAAAGUUGUCUCUCUGAUCUCUAGCUGCUCAAUAACUCAUCAUCUCUAGAAUUAUAUAGCUGAUCUGCUCCUCUCACCAAUACUAUAUAUCGGAUCUCGAUGGACAAAAUAGUCAGACGAAGCGAAGAAGAACCUUAUCUAUGGAUUCCAAUUCAGUUUCUCGACCAAACUGUCAUAGCUAUCUUUAAGUGUCUUGGUCUUCUUUGUCCGACUGCGAAGAAACCGGUGACCUUAAACCAACCGGAGGAAGAAGAAGAUGAUGUUGCCAUGAAAGACGAUGGUGUCGUUGUGUUGACUAGAGGCCGCAUGAAAGCCAGAGCAAAGAAAAAGGAUAAAGAAAACACUAGUAAAGGUCGUCCUGGCCAAACUAAUAAACUACUCAACGCAGCAAUAGAAACUUCUGCGUUGAACAAAAAGCAAAUAGAAAAUUCUGGGGGUUAAGAAGAAGUCCUGGAAUCAAAAGCCCCAAGAGAGACUUAUCCACUAGUUUAAUACCAAUGUGGCGUUCAAAGUCGUACCUUGCUUAUUUUUAUUCCCUCCUUUUCUUUCUUUCAAGACAACAAUAUUUGACCCAACAUACGUGUAACUCAGACCAGAACUAUAUGCUUUGAGGUUUGAAUCGGGAAUAAUUGUUGAAGGUUGAAGCCAUAUUCAUUCUCGAUCAAAGCAUAUAUAAACGACUUCAUUUGACAGUUUUUACCAAACUUUGUUUGGCUAUAGUAAUUUUGUAUCUUGUGUACUGAUUAUUAAUUAUAGUAG
Molecule: messenger RNA, 1133 nt
Organism: Camelina sativa (false flax)
Lineage: Eukaryota; Viridiplantae; Streptophyta; Magnoliopsida; Brassicales; Brassicaceae
Source: RefSeq, a predicted model, not a curated record